AUGGCGACUGCAUCCACAUCCAUUGAACAUCUCCCUACAGAACUAAUUCUUCAUAUUUUUCAGUUUAUACCUAUAAAAGAUUAUCUUGCCGUAUCUUUAGUUUGUAGAAAUUUUUAUCAUGCUACUCAAAGUGAUUGGAUUUGGCAACAACAUUGUAAAAAUCAAUACAACAUCCGUGAGAUUGAGUCAUGGCAAGAUAUCCACACUUUUAAAGAAUUUUAUCAAAAAAUAUUAUAUCGUUAUGGCCCCUUAUUAGGCUUAUGGUAUCGUGUUGUUGAUCCUUAUGGUGGUUUGGUCUGUAUUAAAAUUGAUAAUGGUGCUAUUAUUUGUAAUGAAUAUGUACUACGACGAAAUGAACGUUUGUUAGAAAAUUCGGGUGAAUUUAAUAUUCUACAUCGUUGUCUAUUUAAAAUUAUCCCUUGCUAUGAUGAUAAUAGGAUAUCUACUAAAAUUUUAUCAUUUUCAUUUUUGGGCCAUGAAUGUAUGGGUAACAUUAUCAUCUCUAAAAGAGAUGAAGAACAACUUGUCUUGGAAUUUCAAUUGAAGUGUUUAGAUAGGGAUGAUGUAGCAUUAUCUAUAAUUGCUAUCAAUUCAUUCUCAAAUAGUGAUACAUAUAAGCAGUGGUUUUUAGAAGAGAAUCCUUAUUAUGAUGACGAAGACAUUGUAACGCGUACUUUAUUAGAAAAAAAAUUAUAUGCUAACUUAUUUACUUGGCAAUUAACCUCUUAUAAACGCCUCGUCAGCCUAUCACAGCGAUCUAUUAGUGAAAAUUUUCCAUUGCGUUGCGGCAUCUAUUCUGGCUCUUACGGAGCACACGGUGUUGAGACAUUGCAUGUCUAUAUCGACAAGAAUGAAUUAAUUGGUCAGAAACUAUCUGGUGAUCCUAAUGUACCUGCUGGAAAAGUUAGUAUUAAGGCAUUUCUUGAUAAGCCCGUCACGAGCGAAUCAAUGGACCGACCUUAUGUGUUAAAAGACGGUGGAAAAAUUUUCCCUUUCUCACUACCUGAAGAUUAUACUCAUCGUUCACAUGGUAUACCCUCUCAUUAUUAUGGUGAAUUUGAAGGGGAAGGCCAGAUAGCUUAUCAUGGCUAUAAAGAUGCCAAAUUUAUACCAGGUCGCUUAGUAGUUUUCGAUAAAGAUACCUUUGGUUUCUUAUGGAUGGAAAGAUUAAAGUCAUUUAUUCUAUUUAGAGCUUUGAGUGAUCAAGAUUUAUUUUUAGGCCAAGCUGGAAUCUCAUGGAAGAAUUAA
Messenger RNA from Trichoplax adhaerens, 1248 nucleotides. RefSeq lists its product as uncharacterized. The transcript has a single exon. The coding region runs from base 1 to 1248 and encodes 415 amino acids. Gene Ontology annotation, molecular function: protein binding. The record is from RefSeq and is a predicted model, not a curated record. Lineage: Eukaryota; Metazoa; Placozoa; Uniplacotomia; Trichoplacea; Trichoplacidae.